Messenger RNA from Musa acuminata AAA Group (dessert banana), 6172 nucleotides. RefSeq names its product brefeldin A-inhibited guanine nucleotide-exchange protein 5-like. NCBI's taxonomy places the organism in Eukaryota, Viridiplantae, Streptophyta, Magnoliopsida, Zingiberales, Musaceae. Gene Ontology annotation, cellular component: trans-Golgi network. The coding region runs from base 302 to 5686 and encodes 1794 amino acids. The record is from RefSeq and is a predicted model, not a curated record. The transcript has 33 exons. Gene Ontology annotation, molecular function: guanyl-nucleotide exchange factor activity. Gene Ontology annotation, biological process: regulation of ARF protein signal transduction.
GUCGCAUGUGAUACGGCUCGACUCGGGGACCUUCUACUUGCGAUCGCAUGUCCGUCGCGCGAAAGCUUCCAUCGCGGACGACAUUUUCCUCUCGGAAGUCAGAUCUGCUCGCUCUUCUCCUCUCCUCUCCUCUCGGCGCUCUUUCCCGUCGGCGAAUUCUUGCCCGCGGUCAUCCGAUUCUUCUGUUCUUUCCGCUCGAUUUAUCUUCUGAUUCGUGGAUCACGACGGAUUUCUUGCCCUGACGGUCUGAGAUCGAGUCGUGAAGGGGUAGUCGAGGCGGAUCUCCACAGGACUCUUCGUCAUGGCGGCCGCCUCCGCCGCUUCGGGGUUUAUCAUCCGCUCCUUGGAGGCCAUGCUCAAGGAGUGCAUGGGAAAGAAGUACCCCGCCCUGCAGAGCGCUGUGCAGACUUGUCUAGAGAACAUGAAAGAGACCAAGCCAGAGUUGACUUCUGAUGAUCAUAACCAUGCAACAACUUUGGCAGGGACUGAGAGCAUUGGAGCUGAAGGUGCUGUAGCAGUGAAAGAAGGGGAAGCUCCAGUUGCUGGUACUGAAAAGGAUGUAACCAUGAAUAUGUCCCAAGAGACGAGUGAACCUAUUAUAGCAGCUUUAGCAAGUGCUGGCCACACCUUAGACAGGACCCAAGCUGAGCUUGUCUUAAAGCCACUGAGGCUUGCAUUUGAGAUGAAGAAUAUAAAACUUUUGGAGCCUGCACUUGACUGUCUUCAUAAACUUAUAGCUUAUGAUCAUUUAGAGGGUGAUCCUGGACUCGAGGGUGGUAAAAAUGCUUCACAAUUUACCGAUGUUCUCAAUAUGGUCUGUGGUUGUGUUGAUAACUCUUCGUCUGACAGUACCAUAUUACAAGUUUUAAAGGUGCUUCUCACUGCGGUAUCAUCCACAAGGUUCAGAGUGCAUGGAGAACCUUUGCUGGGAGUGAUUAGAGUAUGCUAUAACAUUGCUCUUAACAGCAAGAGUCCAAUAAAUCAGGGAACUUCAAAAGCAAUGUUGACCCAAAUGAUCAAUAUUGUCUUUAGGCGAAUGGAAAUUGAUCAGGUUUCUGUGUCAUCCAGUAGUUACGAGCAUGCUGAUAUUCCUUCAGCUAGCUACACAACCUCUGAUAAUGUAGAAAUGUCUAGAGACGAAGAUGAGAAGAAAACUUCAACAGCAGAUGCAUUAUCCAUGAGUCACACAAAUGAAACAUCUCCAUCUUUUGAGGAACUUCAGAAUUUGGCUGGUGGUGCAGACAUCAAGGGUCUAGAGGCCGUUCUCGAUCAAGCCGUUCAACUUGGAGAUGGAAAGAAAAUCUCACGAGGGAUUGAUCUUGACAGCAUGAGUGUGGUGCAACGUGAUGCUCUGUUGCUGUUUCGCACACUUUGCAAGAUGGGGAUGAAAGAAGAGAGCGACGAGGUUACUACAAAGACAAGGCUUUUGUCUCUUGAGCUUUUGCAGGGUUUACUGGAAGGAGUGAGCCAAUCCUUCACCAAAAAUUUCCAUUUUAUUGACUCUGUUAAGGCAUAUCUUUCUUACGCGCUACUACGGGCUUCUGUUUCUUCUUCACCAGCCGUAUUUCAGCAUGCAACUGGAAUAUUUGCAGUUCUUUUGCUCCGUUUUAGGGAAAGUCUUAAGGGAGAAAUUGGUGUUUUUUUUCCUUUGAUAAUAUUAAAACCCUUGGAAAGCAAUGAGAGUGCUCUCGGCCAAAGAACAACUGUUCUCCGGAUGCUCGAGAAAGUAUGCAAGGAUUCACAAAUGCUUGCAGAUAUAUUUGUUAACUAUGAUUGUGAUCUUCAGGCACCAAACCUUUUUGAACUCAUGGUGAAUGCUCUGUCACGAAUAGCACAAGGGACUCUAACUACAGAUCCCAGCUCAGUUGGUUUGAUGCAGGUUGCAUCUGCUAAAGGCUCAUCCCUUCAGUGCUUGGUUAGUCUGCUGAAAUCAUUGGUUGAUUGGGAGAAGCUAAGAAGAGAAUUCGUUAAGCAUUAUAACAUCGUUCGAUCCCCUGAAGACGAUGUUUUGGCUAGAGAAUCUGUUACAGUUAAUGAGCUGAAGAACCAGGAUGAUGGACUGAACCAAUUUGAGAAGGCUAAAGCUCAUAAAUCCACGAUGGAAGCAGUUAUCUUAGAGUUCAAUCGUAAACCGGCAAAAGGGAUAGAAUUACUGUUGUCUAACAAGUUGGUUGAGGAUAAGGCUUCUGCAAUAGCCCAGUUCCUGAAAUGCACUCCAAGUUUGGAUAAGGUUAUGAUUGGUGAAUAUUUGGGUCAGCACGAGGAACUUCCCCUUGCUGUCAUGCAUGCUUAUGUUGAUUCCAUGAAGUUCUCAGGGUUAAAGUUUGAUAUUGCAAUUCGUGAGUUUCUGAAAGGAUUUCGACUUCCUGGAGAAGCACAGAAAAUUGAUCGGAUCAUGGAAAAGUUUGCUGAACGUUACUGUGCUGAUAAUCCAGGACUUUUCAAGAAUGCAGAUACUGCCUAUGUUCUUGCCUAUGCAGUUAUAAUGUUAAAUACAGAUGCACACAAUCCAAUGGUUUGGCCAAAAAUGUCCAAAUCCGAUUUUAUACGCAUGAAUUCUGCAAGUGAUAUAGAAGAGUGUGCUCCAAAGGAGAUUUUAGAGGAGAUAUAUGAUUCAAUUGUUAAAGAAGAGAUAAAGAUGAAGAAUGAUGCACCCAGUGCAUCUAAAAGCAGCAGACUGAGGCCAGAAACAGAAGAGAGAGGUCAUCUUGUUAAUAUUCUUAAUUUAGCUCUUCCUAAAAAACAGUCAGAGAUUGAUACCAAGGCAGAGAGUGAAAAUAUUAAACAGCAAAUACAGGCUCUUUUUAAAAAUAAAGGUGAAAAAAGGGGUGUUUUCUACACAGCUCAACGGGUUGAACUGGUUAGACCAAUUCUUGAAGCUGUAGGCUGGCCUUUGCUAGCAGCAUUUUCUGUCACGAUGGAAGAAACAGACAACAAGCCAAGGGUUAUUCUUUGCAUGGAGGGUUUCAGAGCUGGCAUACAUCUAACAUGUGUUCUUGGGAUAGAUACACUGCGUUAUGCUUUCCUAACAUCCUUAGUACGAUUUACCUUUUUGCAUGCUCCAAAGGAGAUGCGUGGUAAAAAUGUGGAGGCAUUACGCACCCUGCUUGUUUUAUGUGAUACGGAUACAGAAUCACUACAAGACACCUGGAAUGCUGUGUUGGAAUGUGUUUCAAGGCUAGAAUAUAUCACUUCAACUCCGUCUAUUGCUGCAACGGUAAUGCAGGGCUCAAAUCAAAUAUCUAAGGAUGCAAUUCUGCAGUCUCUUAGAGAGCUAGCUGGAAAACCAGCAGAGCAAGCUUUUGUAAAUAGUGUAAAAUUGCCUAGUGAUUCAGUUGUGGAGUUCUUCACUGCUCUUUGUGGUGUAUCUGCUGAAGAACUGAAACAAACACCUGCUCGUGUCUUCAGCUUACAGAAACUUGUUGAGAUAAGCUACUAUAAUAUGGCUCGUAUUCGGCUGGUAUGGGCUAGAAUAUGGUCUGUCUUGGCUCAGCAUUUCAUUGCUGCCGGUAGUCACCAUGAGGAAAAAGUUGCUAUGUACGCCAUUGAUUCACUUAGACAACUUGGUAUGAAGUAUUUGGAGCGUGCUGAGCUCACCAACUUCACCUUCCAGAAUGACAUUUUGAAACCUUUUGUCAUUCUUAUGCGGAAUAGCCCCAAUGAAAAAAUACGCAGCCUGAUUGUGGAUUGCAUUGUUCAGAUGAUUAAGUCAAAGGUUGGCAGCAUUAAAUCUGGUUGGCGGAGUGUGUUCAUGAUCUUUACUGCAGCCGCUGAUGAUGACUUUGAAUCAAUUGUUGAAAGUGCAUUUGAAAAUGUUGAGCAAGUUAUCUUGGAACAUUUUGAUCAGGUUGUUGGGGACUGCUUUAUGGAUUGUGUCAACAGCCUCAUUCGUUUUGCUAAUAACAAAGUCUCACCACGCAUUAGCUUGAAGGCUAUUGCCCUCCUCCGUAUAUGUGAAGAUCGUCUUGCAGAGGGAUUUAUACCUGGUGGAGCCCUGAAACCCCUGGAUGGUGGGCUAGAGACAAACUUCGAUAUAACAGAGCAUUACUGGUUUCCUAUGUUGGCUGGUUUAUCUGACUUAACACUGGACCCUAGAUUGGAAGUUCGAAACUGUGCACUGGAAGUGCUAUUUGAUUUGCUGAAUGAGAGAGGCCAGAAAUUCUCUUCUGCUUUCUGGGAGAGCAUCUUUCACAGAGUCCUUUUUCCUAUAUUCGACCAUGUACGACAUGCUGGAAGAUAUGGUCCUGUCUCUUCAGGUGAUGAGUGGCUCCGGGAGACUAGCGUCCAUUCACUUCAGUUGCUCUGCAAUCUUUUCAAUACUUUCUAUAAGGAAGUGUGCUUCAUGCUUCCACCACUCCUGGAUUUUCUCCUUGAUUGUGCCAAGAAAACAGACCAGAGUGUCGUUUGCAUAUCUCUUGGAGCCCUAGUGCAUCUUGUGGAGGUUGGGGGCCAUCAGUUUGGUGAUAGUGACUGGGAUACUUUAUUAAAAAGCAUCAGAGAUGCAUCAUAUGCAACUCAACCUCUCGAACUGCUCAAUUCUCUGGGAUUUGAGGAAAAAAACCAAGCAGUUUUAUCCAAAGAUUUAGAUGACAAAGAUGGUGAUAGUCCAUUUAGUAUCAAUCACAAUAGGAAGGAAGGAGGAAGAACUAUGGUUAACGAAUCCUUAUCUGCUGGUAGAGAAGCUUUUGGAAAAAUAAUCAGCACAACUGACUUUAAGGAUGAUUAUGGUGAAAGCAAUCUCCAAACAAACUUGGAUGAGUCUGAUGGUCUUCCAUCACCAUCAGGUAACAAGCAGAAGCCUGCCGUAGCUGUAAGCGUCCAGCGUAGCCAAACAUUUGGUCAAAGGAUUAUGGGUAAUAUGAUGGACAACCUUCUUCUUAGAAGUUUCACAUCCAAAUCAAAGAACGAUACAGACGAUCUUGGUCCGGUUUCACCUGUAAAGAUCCUUGAUGCUGCAGAACCUGUUCCUGAUGAUUAUGAUGAAGAGAACUCGAUGAUGGAGACUAUUAAAGGAAAAUGUAUUACUCAACUACUGUUGUUAAGCGUUAUUGAUAGCAUACAGAGAAAAUACUGGAGCAAGUUAAAGGUCCCCCAUAAAAUUGCAAUAAUGGACAUCUUGUUGUCUCUCAUAGAAUUUGCUGCUUCAUAUAAUUCUUCAUCAAACCUUAUAUUGCGAAUGCAAUAUAUACCCUCUGAAAGGCUACCUCUAAAUCUUCUUCGCCAAGAAAUAACCGGAACUUCCAUUUAUUUAGAAAUCUUACACAAGUCAACUGCAAUAUGGAAAAGCAGCAGUCAUGAACAAGUGAAUUCUGAUGGUCCAGUGGUCCCGACAUCAAUCAAUGAUUCAGGCUAUCUUGCAACUUUAGAUUCAGAAGAGAAACUCAAAGGCAUAGCAGAAGAGAAGCUGGUUUCUUUCUGUGGUCAGAUCUUAAAGGAGACUUCUGAGCUCAAAUCAAGUACAGUGGUUGGAGUGGGUUAUGCACAUCUACAUCGUGUACUUGACCUGAGAGCUCCAGUUAUUGUUAAGGUACUCAAACGAAUGUGCUGUAUGGAUAGUCUAAUAUUCAGAAAGCAUCUUAGAGAGUUCUAUCCACUAAUCACCAAACUUGUUUGCUGUGAUCAGAUGGACAUUCGUGGAGCUCUUGGUGAUCUCUUUAGCACACAGCUCGCCCCUCUUCUGCGAUAAUAGUUAUCAUUACUGUUGAUGUUUUUGUUCGCCCUGUUGUGUGACCGACAUUCUUCAGCAUCUGCCGCUUGAAGCAGAAACUCUUCCAAAAUGUUUAUGCCAUGAAUAGGAGCACCUAUAUGUACUGUUGUAAACCUUUUCCAUGGUUGCUAUGAACAAGAGUGAACAGAGAUACCGGACGGAUCUUAUGAGGUAACGCCUGCUAGUGACACUAAAUAUACUUGUGAAGGUACAUAUAUCGUAGAUCUUUUUAUUUAUAUGAGUGACACUGUUAGGAAUGGCUCAGCAUGUUUUGCUUAGGUCAGGAAACUCUAGAAAUGAUGUUAUGACAAUUAUUACAUCUGUUACUUUCUUACAAAAUCUCUCUUCACUAUUGGCUUUUUGGAGGAGAUGUAUAGCCUUGCCUGUUCAUCUGUGUAAUAGCUUUGUGCAUAUUGAAUAAUUUGGUGGCAUUCAUUAAUUAUAUCCCUCUGAUAGUAUCCUGCA